AGACGCAUUGUCGACGAUGGCGUUAAGGAAAACGGAUUCAGCAUUAUCACAGAGAACAGGACUUACCACAUAAUUGCAGAAAACACAAACGACUGGAAGUGAGUAGCACUGCCGUUCAACCUCUCCACAACGGUCACCUUUGGGACAGAAAAAAGUGACCGCUGUAAAGAGGUGGCCGUUGUAGAGAAGUUCAAAUGAGAGUCAAUGUAUGUACUGUCCGCCAAAAAACGUGGCCGUUGUAGAGAGGUGGCCGUUAGGGGAGGCUCGGCUGUACUUUAGUUUGAAAAUUACCGGUACACAUUCCCAUGGGCUUUGUAAGGUUAUCACUGAGAAAUGGGUUUCUUUUCUGUGUAUUUGUCCUUGUUCGUUGUUUGUGACGAGCGCUAUAAGAAGUUACAAUUUGCUGUUUAAAGAUUUGUCGUAGGACUUAGUUGCAGGGGGAUCCUCAUGAAUUGAAAGAUGUCUCAUUUCAAAAGCUGAACCCCGAUGAAACGAAGUGCAAGAGGGGUGGAAAAAUCGUUUGCUGUAACAGGACUCAUUGUUUUAAAUUCUGAGAGCAAUGAGCGACACUUGAAAACUACACUUGUAAAAGUGUUUCAUAUAUCGGGAUCGGGAUCGUGUUCCAUACAUUUACUUUAAUUGGAAAGCGAGGGAGAGGGGGGGGGGGGAGGAUUUCAAAGGGUGCACCGAUAUAACAUAACAACUUUUUCCUUACGGUGCAUUUUUGUGAAAUUUACCUUUUCUUCAGCCAAUGGUUCAACAUUCUGAAUCGAGUGCACCGAGCAAAUGACGAAGAACUGAAGGGAAUGCGCGAGGAAUCUGCGAACGUCAAACAUGCAGCGGUAAGAUCUUAGUGUUUUACUAGCGCAAUCUGGCUAAGUUUGUGGAUCAUUGAACACGCAUCAGUAAAUCUUCCUUUACCUUCUCCUUUUUCUGUGUUUAGGGAACCAUCGAUGUGGCCAUGAUCGAGUCCUGCACUCCUGGAGGAGUAGCGAACAAGUAA
Molecule: messenger RNA, 1003 nt
Organism: Porites evermanni
Lineage: Eukaryota; Metazoa; Cnidaria; Anthozoa; Scleractinia; Poritidae
Source: the annotation of a GenBank genome assembly